GAGACCUGUGUGCUGUCAUGUUGAUCUUGACCGAAAGUAAUGUUAAAUUUGAUGUAUCCAUGAACCAGGUUACAUUUGGUGGUAUGUUGAGAGUGCCAUACUUUUGUUCAGCAUUGCUUUGAAAUGGUCAAACUGUGGAAAAUAGUGGGAAUGUAAAGCAGUCAGAAAGCACAGAGCCCCCUCCAUCAUGUUAAGAUUACCUGCAUUAUUGACUUCAGUAUUUCCUCCAGACUCAAAGUCCUUAUUUGUUCAUGCACCAUUGAUAAGAAGAUGUCUUAGAAGAGGUUAUGCAUUCAAUUUGUCGUUACAUAUGUGUAAUGGACACGGUACAAAUUACGUAACAAGACGUACGACAAGCUGCUCAUUCAAAAGGGAAUCCUGGAGUUAUCCCCAUUCCAUUUGUCUGCAUAGAAGUGGGGUGCACUUGAGUAAGGUUUCUUGUAUUUAUUUUAACCAGAAUUCUGCUGUGCAGAAUCAAGAGAAUAAUUUAAUGCAUAUUUUUUGUAAUGGAUCAGUGAUUAAGCAGCGUGUGUAUGUUCCACAUCAUCAAGACUGUAGACAUUUCUCUGUGCUAGAGAGAAUCACAUCAAGUCAACCUUUAUGUGGAGCAAUGAGGAACAGUAAUGAACACAAGGAAAGAACACAUGUUCCAGUACAGACAAAUUCAUCAAGGCAGCUGAGUUUUUCUGCAAAAAGUGUUGUAGAUGCAUCGCCUCUGUCUUUCCAGCCUUAUCUGCGAUUGACACGAGUGGAUAAACCAAUAGGCACAUGGCUGCUGUUCUGGCCGUGUACCUGGAGCAUCUGCCUGGCUGGUGAGGCUGGGCAUUUACCUGACUUUAGAAUGAUUGCUCUGUUUGGCAUGGGGGCUUUUCUCAUGAGAGGAGCAGGAUGUAUCAUCAAUGACAUGUGGGACAAAGACUUUGACAGAAAGGUUGAAAGAACCAAGCUACGACCCCUGGCAAGUGGAGAACUGAACACAUUCCAGGCCCUGUGUUUCCUGGGCCUAAAUUUAUCUCUUGCGUUAGGUGUCCUACUUCAGCUUAACUGGUACAGUGUGAUGCUAGGAGCUUCAUCAAUGUUGCUGGUUGUUACUUAUCCCUUGAUGAAGAGAUACACCUACUGGCCCCAAGCCUUUCUAGGCCUAACUCUGAACUGGGUGUUCUCUUGGCUUGGAGCCACCUGCAGGGAAGUUUGGAGUGGGGGAGUUGCCCCCCCUUUAUAUGGCUACCGUUCUUUAUACCAUGACCUACGACAGCAUUUACUCACACCAGGAUUAACAUUCAACUACGGGGCCAUACUAGGUUGGUCAGCUGUACAAGGUUCGUGUGAUUGGCCCAUAGUUAUUCCCCUUUACACAAGUGGCUUCGCAUGGACAUUGUUGUAUGACACCAUCUAUGCUCACCAAGAUAAGUAUGAUGACAUGUUGAUUGGGGUCAAAUCCACAGCUCUGAAAUUUGGAGAUCAGACCAAACCUUGGCUCUUUGGGUUUGCUGCAGUGAUGAUGAGCGGCCUCACCUGCACAGGUGUAAUGUGUGAGCAGACCUGGCCGUAUUACCUAGCAGUUGCAACAACUGGAACACACCUUGCUUACCAGAUAUAUGAUGUGGAUCUGAACAACCCAGACGACUGUGCUAGGAAGUUUCGCAGCAACAGCUGGCUGGGAAUGAUCUUGUUCCUGGGAGCAGCAUUUGGUACCUGGCUAAGACAUCCUCACACAAAGGGUGAUAGAGCAGUCAAAGGAACUAACAGAUGAGUGCCGCAUCAUGCCAGACAGAACAUGUACCAUGCAGACAAGGAUAGUGAUAAAACAGUGUGAUGCCAAUUUUAAAUUAGGACUUUUCAAGUGUGCUUCCCUCUCCCCAAGAGCCACUAAUUCUCAGCCAGACAAAUCUGACUUAGAAUGUCGACAUUGAAAUGAUUCGUGCAUAAUGGUGUUGCAUUCUGAGAAUAUUGUAUCAGUCACUAUAUUAAGUGGCUUCAUGGUAAUAAUCUUGGAAUGUUCCUGCUGCUUGAGUUUGUACAGAGUUUUUUAGUCCCCGAGAACCUCAUAAUCUUAGAAUAAUCUGAUUUUAUUUGAAGACCAAAGAAGGCAGCAGUUGCACAAAUUGGAGAGCUACCAUGGAUGAUUUGUUAAUGGUGUUUGACUUGGUGUUGAUAGGACACCUGAGGUACAGGUUCAAACCCAGCAUUGGUCAUGAAAUUUAUAUACUCUCCCAUUCACUGAAGACCACUUGCCCCCACCAAAAUGGAUUACAUAUUUGUACAUCAGAAAAAGCUGGCUCAUUUGUUAUUUGCCUCGGGUCUUGUGAAACCAACAAUAAAUUAAUAAGGGAAACUAUUUAAUGCAUUUAAAGAUUUGCCUUCAUGGUACUAACAGUUCUCAUCUUCAGCCAGUGGGAGUACCAGGCCUUAGUUCUGCAUUAUCAUAUCAAAACAGUUUAACUUUUGAAUAGUUAAUGAUCUAUUGGUCGUGUGUGUCACUCACUGCUUGUAAUAAGGCACGUCCUCUGGCAAUCAGAUUAAAUGAUUUUGGUUCAUGGUCAUUUGAGCUAAUAUUUAAUCCAUUUACCAUUAAAAACAUGACAUUUUUAUAUGAUA
Liolophura sinensis is the source of this 2598-nucleotide messenger RNA. RefSeq names its product 4-hydroxybenzoate polyprenyltransferase, mitochondrial-like. The record is from RefSeq and is a predicted model, not a curated record. Gene Ontology annotation, biological process: ubiquinone biosynthetic process. The coding region runs from base 188 to 1753 and encodes 521 amino acids. Lineage: Eukaryota; Metazoa; Mollusca; Polyplacophora; Chitonida; Chitonidae. The transcript has 9 exons. Gene Ontology annotation, molecular function: 4-hydroxybenzoate polyprenyltransferase activity. Gene Ontology annotation, cellular component: mitochondrial inner membrane.